ACAUACCAAGGUUAAUCACAAAGAUUAAAAUUACACAGAAAGCCACUGCAAAUGUCUUGCACUCUCAGACCCCCUUUUCACUUCCAAUCUUCUUUUUCAAUUUCAGCAAAAUCAAACAUUUUCCACUUGACCUUCUUAUUCAACCCUCCAAAUCCAAAACCUAUUUCAUUACAAAGCAUAUCAAACAGUAUGAACAGGGCUGCAGUUUGUAGUACAAGAAAUAAUGACAAUAAUAACAGAUGGUCCCUUCAUGGGAGAACAGCUCUUGUUACUGGUGGCACUCGUGGAAUCGGACGGGCAAUUGUGGAGGAAUUGGUGGGCUUUGGGGCUAGAGUGCACACAUGUUGCAGGAAUGAUAAUGAGCUGAAGAAAUGCUUGAAGGAAUGGGAUGGAUUGGGGUUUGAGAUUAGUGGGUCUGUUUGUGAUGUCUCUGUUUCAACUCAAAGAGAGGAGCUUAUGAAAACUGUAUCUUCUAUUUAUAAUGGCAAGCUCAACAUUCUUGUUAAUAAUGUUGGAACAAACAUUCGAAAGCCAAUGGUGGAGUUCACUCCUGAAGACUUUUCUACUCUCAUGACAACCAAUUUUGAUUCUGCUUUUCAUUUAAGUCAACUUGCUUAUCCUCUCCUGAAAUCUUCAGGGGAGGGAAGUGUUGUUUUUACAUCCUCUGUCUCCGGUUUUGUCUCACUAAAAUCUAUGUCUGUUCAUGGAGCAACUAAAGGUGCAAUCAACCAACUAACAAAAAGUUUGGCUUGUGAGUGGGCAAAAGACAACAUAAGAAGUAAUGCUGUUGCACCUUGGUAUAUCAAAACCUCUAUGGUGGAACAAGUCCUCAGCGACAAGCCAUAUUUGGAAGAGGUAUAUUCUAGAACUCCUCUUAGGCGCCUCGGAGAGCCAACAGAGGUUUCAUCUGUUGUGGCAUUCCUUUGUUUACCUGCAUCAUCUUACAUUACCGGCCAGAUUAUUUGCGUAGAUGGAGGGAUGACUGAUACUAGAUGGUCUCUUCAUGGAAAAACUGCACUUGUUACUGGUGGAACCAAAGGAAUUGGACUUGCUAUUGUAGAAGAAUUGGCAGGACUUGGUGCAGUUGUACAUACGUGCUCCAGAAAUGAAAGUCAUCUAAUGGAAUGCAUAAAUGAUUGGCAUGAAAAAGGGUUCGAUGUGUCUGGUUCAGUAUGUGAUGUAUCCUCUCGAGUUCAACGACAAAAGCUAUUAGAAUCUGUUGCUGAUGUGUUUGAUGGAAAGCUGAAUAUACUCGUAAACAACGUGGGAACAAAUCCAAGAAAACCAACAUUGGAUGUAGCUGCAGAAGAUUUCUCAUUUACAGUAAGUACCAACCUUGAAUCUGCAUACAAUAUUUGCCAACUCGCAUAUCCACUUCUGAAAGCUUCUGAAGAAGCAAGCAUUGUUUUUAUAUCCUCUGUUGCCGGAGUUGUAUCCGUAAACACAGGCUCGAUUUACGCCGUAACGAAAGGAGGCAUAAACCAACUCACAAAGAGCUUGGCAUGUGAGUGGGCUAAAGAUGAUAUAAGGACUAACUGUGUUGCUCAUUUUUGCUAUAUGUUUUUCAAAUUAUUGCUGUGCCACUUUUAUUAAUUUUCAUUAAUUUUUACUUGAUUUAAAUUAUUUUAUUUUAAUGGAGUCUGAUUUUGCUUACA
This is a messenger RNA of Mercurialis annua (annual mercury), 1655 nucleotides long. RefSeq names its product tropinone reductase homolog At2g29260, chloroplastic-like. The record is from RefSeq and is a predicted model, not a curated record. Lineage: Eukaryota; Viridiplantae; Streptophyta; Magnoliopsida; Malpighiales; Euphorbiaceae. Gene Ontology annotation, molecular function: oxidoreductase activity. Bases 52 to 1593 code for a protein of 513 amino acids. The transcript is spliced from 9 exons.